GUUAAUCAAGAGGAAGUGGUCAGGUUCUGGAUAUGGGUGUGUGGGUGUCUUGAAACCAGUAUGCAUGUGAGAAAUAGUGCACAGGAGGAUACAGGGAUACAGGUUUACUACUGUGAUUGAAGGUAUAACAGAGCUCCUAUAGUCAACAGUCAAUAUUCAUAGUCAUCCAUAAUAGGAUCCCUACUCAAAAUGAAGUUCUUCAGUGUUCUUUGGCUCUGGAUGUUUCUGUCAGAAUUUAAGAGUACAGGUGGAAUUUCUGGAUAUAUAGGAAGACACAUCACAAUUAAAUGUUCCCACCACUGGGCUUCAACCAACAUAAAGUAUUUCUGCAGAGAUCCAUGUGGAGACAGAGAUGUAUUAGUUAAAUCUGACCGGUCACCUGAAGGGAGAUACAGACUGGAGGAUUUUGGGACAGGAACCUUCAACGUGACCAUCACUGAACUACAGGAGUCAGACUCUGGGAUUUACCGGUGCGGAGUGCAGAGAGUUGGAAUAGACACAUAUCAGAAAGUCAACCUGAUAGUACAGAAAGACAACACAAAGAACUUGGAAGAAGUGACUCAUCUGAGGACGAUGGAAACACAAACAGGGACAACUGCUGAAAUACAAGCGACUACACCAAGACACUCUUUUCCCAUAUCUUCAACCACUAAGCAAGGCACACACUCACUGACAUCUACAGCACAUGGUCCAGCUGUCAAAAAAGCAGUGCCUGUGUAUUUUAUUCUCUAUGGUGCUGCCGGAUUGGUUGUCAUGUUGAUCAUAUUUGCAGUUGGACUGGUCUCUUGUCAGUGGAGAAAGAGAGUCAAGAAAUCAAGACGUGUUACGGUUAGAUCUACACACAAUGAUCGUCACAGCGAGGAGGCCAUCGGUGUUUAUGAGAACGCUCCUGACGACAGACCCUACGCCACCAUAAAGAAAUCCAGUAUCAAGUCUAACGACAUGAGCCAAUCGGAUCCAAUAUAUCAGAACCUACACUUCAACACUAGCCAAGGAGACGAUAUCUAUGGCAAUCUUCGAAUAUAUUAAAAAUAUGCAAUCUUUUAGCAUCAACCUCAAGUUCAAACGCUCAACAUGUUCUACAUUAUUGUGAAAUAAUUUCUGAAAACAGUGGAAAAACAUAUCUGCAGUACAUAAGUUUUAAGAACAUGUUACUUUAAUGUAUAAUUGUGCCAUUAUUUGUGCAGAUAUACAUUUCUUCUGCAAAGGAACUUGACCAUUCUCCUAAAUAGUCAUGAGUUAUGAUAAUGAAACGCUACAACAGCUGUAGCAGUAGCAAAUUGAGAGUUUAUUGAGGAAAAGGUCGUAGUUUAUAGUGAAUAUGUGUUCCCCAUACCAAAGUGAAAAGAGAAAAGUGUUAUGUAGACUGGUGGGCUUCUCACCAACAAAUUAUACCUUACCAUGUGUAAAUUUUGCAUGUGAAAGAGAACAAUUAAGGGUUGCAAUAUGACUAGAUUGUUCUUAUUAAAUGCCCAAAUGUGUAGUUAUUUAGCCCAUUUAUAACUUGGUGUUCUUUUACUGAAUGACUUGACUAGCCUGUGUUUAGUAUUAAAAAAAUAUAUUGUCUAUAUAUUAGGUAUCAUUGUACAUGUAAAGCACAGCAUCCUUAAAAUAAAAUGAAUUAUUCUAACCAAUGAAUACAUUUGUUUGCACUGAG
This is a messenger RNA of Megalobrama amblycephala (Wuchang bream), 1657 nucleotides long. Its product is annotated as CMRF35-like molecule 1. NCBI's taxonomy places the organism in Eukaryota, Metazoa, Chordata, Actinopteri, Cypriniformes, Xenocyprididae. Bases 190 to 1029 code for a protein of 279 amino acids. The transcript is spliced from 7 exons. The record is from RefSeq and is a predicted model, not a curated record.